CUAUUACAGCAUUUCAGCCGAAUGAACAUUUUGUGAAUUGACUGGAUGCCGGGUGGUAUAUACGCUCCAAAUUGCGUUGUGGUUGGAGGAGAACACUUACAUUUUGUCAAGGCGAACAAGGGUGGCCGAGACCGAGGCGAGUGCACUUUUCGGGUUUGGAUGCUGAAAUAAUGAGUGGACGAACGUACGCGGGUAGCCUAUAGGAGCGCAUUUGUUAAUAACCGAUUGUUUGACAAUCAGAUGAAAACGUUGACUGGGUUUAUACCACAUUAAAAAGCAUAGGGGGCGUGUCCAUAAGGAUAAUGGUCCUUAUAAAGAGCUCGAGAGGAUUGCAACUCGCCUUCCGAAUUUAUAAGCGAAGUCAUCAUCACUCAGUUGGAAUUAUUGGAGCGCCUUUUUCAAAAGGACAGCCGAGGGAUGGUGUGGAGAAAGGACCAGACCUCAUUCGCUCCGCCGGAUUGGUGGAAAAGCUCAGAGCGCAAGGCUGUGCAGUCAAAGACUAUGGCAACGUGACGUUUGAGGAGGUGGCCAACGAUGAGCCCAUAGGCAAUGUGAAGAGACCCAGAGCGGUGGGCAGCGCCAACCAACGUCUGUCUGCUGCCGUCCACGCCGUGAAGAAUGACGGACACACCUGUGUGAUGCUGGGAGGAGACCACAGUUUGGCGAUAGGCUCGAUCCAGGGGCAUGCAGCAGCUAAGAAGGACCUCAGUGUGGUAUGGGUGGACGCCCAUGCAGACAUCAACACACCCCUGACCUCCCCUACAGGCAAUAUCCACGGACAGCCCAUGUCUUACCUCAUCCAUGAACUGCAUUCCAAGAUUCCAGUUCUGCCCAACUUCUCCUGGAUAAAGCCAUGUGUAUCAGCCAAAGACAUAGUCUACAUUGGCUUGAGAGACGUGGACCCAGAAGAGCACCAUAUCCUGAUGUUGCUGGGUAUCAAAGGUUACUCCAUGACCGAGGUGGAUCGCCUUGGAAUAUCCAAAGUGAUGGAGGAGACGUGUGACUACAUCUUCUCAAAGGUGAAGAAGCCCAUCCAUCUGAGCUAUGACAUCGAUGCCCUGGACCCAUCCAUCUCCCCGGCCACAGGAACCCCAGUAGUGGGAGGGCUGACCUACAGAGAGGGAAUCUACAUCACAGAGCACAUCUGUCAGACAGGGAUGCUGUCUGCAGUGGACAUGGUGGAGGUGAACCCAAAGAGAGGCAAGACAGAGGAUGAGAUCAGCUCCACGGUCAACACUGCAGUAGAUCUGAUACGUGGCUGCUUCGGAAAGCUCCGGGAGGGAAACCACCCUGCAGACUACAAGAUGCCCCUGCCUUGAGCUGCCAACUACCACAGAGCCUUCUAUUACAGUGAAGGGCUGUGGCCAGCACCACCUUUCUGCACUCCAAAAUCAUCUACUCCUUUUCUGUAAUCUAGUUAACAAAUUGCCUUUUCUAUCAAAUCAUGGAGAGAUUAAAAUAGAUACCAUAUUUUUUUCCCCAGAACUGCUUCAGGGUUUGGUUGGUAUGAAUAUUGUACCCUAGGUAAUAUAGGAAUACUUCUGCAGUUCCAGUCAAUUGAGUCUGGUCUGGACAAAUGUCACACUGACUCGCUCACACUGUAGUCUUCAGUGAACACUUAUUUAUUUAGAAAACAUUAAAUCUCACAUGUACAAUAUCUGGCCACACAUCCCAUUAUUACAUUUCAAAUAAAAUAAGGACUGCACCUUGGAGCAGAGGGGGCUGGUGGGAGGAUAGGCUCACGUUGUUUCCAUUCCAGACAUCGUAAUGAGCCGUCCUAUCGCCUCCCACCAGCCUCUUCUGCUUUGGAGUGUAUAUAGCCACAUUCUCUAACAGAUUUCCCAGGGUCAGCAUAGGCUUAAACUGUGGAGUGAUGCAUGGGAUUAAUAAUCCUAUUGAUUCUUAGCACCAUCUUUCAUUCAGAGAUGAUGAAAUCCUUUGAUUAUCAGACCAAUGAAUGAUCAGGUAGGAGCUUUGCUUCUGUAACAAAACGGAUGAGUCAGCACUUAGACUGCUGUAUUUCACCAAGGCAGAAAGAGGAGUUGGAGAGACGGGAGGAACAGAGGGACUCAGACACAGUGGCUUUGAAUGUCAGUGUUUAUCUGUGCAGCAGUAAUGUUUGCCCUGGAGUGAAUGACCUCAGGGCUAUUGCCCCGUGGCAGACAUGGCAUUGUAGAUAUAUGCAGCAUUUACCAUGAAUGCAAACAUUGCCUUCCGCAAUAGGGAUCAAACACUGUAUUAGAUAGUCACUGUUCUGAGACCUGCCCCAAGUGUGAUAAUAGCCCAGACCCUGUGCAUACUGUACUGUGUAAAACUCUAAGCAUGUUAAUGUUUUUUGAUGGUAAUAUUAGAACAAGUCUUUGCCCUCACAUUGAUGCUUUCCUAUCGAAUACCUCAGGUAGUACUGCCACAUUUUAAGGCGCAUAAACAACUACAACGGUCAUAAUUUAGAAGCCUGGCCUGCAUAUAGUAUCAUCCUAAUAACUAACCCUGAUUGUCAUAGUGCAACCAACCAAUAAACCUCCAUCCUUCCCAUGAGCCCUCUAUCUAGCCCCAGUCCAACCCGACACCUGUUAGAACAUCCAUUUUUGUGGCUCUGGCCAACAUCAACCCCUGAUUACAGGAUCAUUGGGUUGUCCCCCCAUUGAAGUUGAAGGUCUGAUAUGUGGGGUCAUCUGAUUCUGACCUGUUGAUGAGGGAGAGGGGGACAGUGACAGUGCAUUUAUAACUGGUCUCGGUCAUCUGUGUGCUGGGAAGCAGUGGGGGAGGAAGGGAGUGAUGGUUCAAAGGAGUGGAGGAAGGGAUUGGAGUGAUGGUUCAAAGGAGUGGAGGAAGGGAUUGGAGUGAUGGUUCAAAGGAGUGGAGGAAGGGAUUGGAGUGAUGGUUCAAAGGAGUGUUUCAGGUAGAGGAAAAGAGUAGUGCACACCAAAACAUGUAAUGUGUAGGAAGUUGAAAGGGAGAAGCAGCUGUGUUGCUUGCUCUAAUUAACUUAGUAUCUUGUAUCAAAGUCCCUGUUAAGGG
This is a messenger RNA of Salvelinus namaycush (lake trout), 3021 nucleotides long. Its product is annotated as arginase-1-like. Gene Ontology annotation, molecular function: manganese ion binding; arginase activity. Bases 303 to 1319 code for a protein of 338 amino acids. NCBI's taxonomy places the organism in Eukaryota, Metazoa, Chordata, Actinopteri, Salmoniformes, Salmonidae. The record is from RefSeq and is a predicted model, not a curated record. Gene Ontology annotation, cellular component: cytosol; nucleus; cytoplasm. The transcript has 9 exons.